Molecule: messenger RNA, 738 nt
Organism: Podarcis lilfordi (Lilford's wall lizard)
Lineage: Eukaryota; Metazoa; Chordata; Lepidosauria; Squamata; Lacertidae
Source: the annotation of a GenBank genome assembly
AUGCACCCAGGAAACCCGGAGGUUGUGGGACCCUCAUCCCUCGCCGCCGUGCCCCAGACGGUGGCUUCUGGGGGAACGGAGCCCAUCGCCCCCCAGCAGUCCAGGAUGGAGAACUUCAGGAAGGUCAAGACGUCGGAGGAAGAAAGCCCGCUGCCCUUCGCGGGCCUCCCCUCGGACGUGAUUGAGAUGAAGGUGAAGGAGGGCAGCAAGAUCCGGAACUUGAUGGGCUUCGCCAUGGGCAGGGUGGCGCGGGAGGACACCCGGCAGAUCGUCUUCAGCGGCUGCGGCCGGGCUGUCACCAAGACCAUCACCUGCGUGGAGAUCAUGAAGAGGAAAGUGGGCGGCCUCCACCAGGUCACCAAAGUGCAAUACAGGACUCUCCUGGAGGUCUGGGAGAACAAGGCAGCCCGGCCCGAGGGGGGCCCCGCAGAACAUCUCACCGUCCACAAGAACGUGCCCUCCAUCUGCAUCCUGCUCUCCAAGGACCCCCUGGAUCCCAGCCAGAUGGGCUAUCAGCCCCCGGAUCUCCCCGGUGGCCUGUGGGUGGGCGAGGGGGGCAGCCAAGAGGACAGGUCCAGCCCUGCCCCGAAGGGAAAGAAGAGGAGGCUGGCGCUGCCCCACGAGGAGGACCCGCGGAACAAGAAGGCUCAGGUACCGGAGAUCCAGAGCGACUCGGGGGCCCUGGAGGGUUGUGGACACGGACGGCAUUGCUGCCCUACUUGCCUUGAGCAAUUGUGA